Phlebotomus argentipes is the source of this 1512-nucleotide messenger RNA. RefSeq lists its product as uncharacterized. Bases 119 to 1135 code for a protein of 338 amino acids. NCBI's taxonomy places the organism in Eukaryota, Metazoa, Arthropoda, Insecta, Diptera, Psychodidae. Gene Ontology annotation, molecular function: oxidoreductase activity, acting on the CH-OH group of donors, NAD or NADP as acceptor. The transcript is spliced from 5 exons. The record is from RefSeq and is a predicted model, not a curated record. Gene Ontology annotation, cellular component: lipid droplet.
UUGCACGGGAAACUCUUGAGAUCAAUCGUCUCGAGAGUGUUUCAGUGAGAUGUUCGCUUAGUUCGUGGCAUUUUCAUUUUCAAAUAAGAAAGUUUUCUGCGUGUGCAUUUGAGAUAAAAUGGAAGAUAUCGGGAGAAUCGGUGUGGAAAGGUACUGCCCGUCGGAUUAUGUGCAGAAGAAUGGUGUGGAAAUGCUCUUGUCGAUUUUGUGGAGUUUAGCUAGGGUGACUUAUUAUUUCACGGUGGCAAUUGUAAGUCACAUUUUGGGCAUCUUUGUGGACACUUUAAACAUCUUUGCCAAAGACAACUCAUAUCCACUUGUUGGAAAAGUGGCGCUCGUAACUGGCGCUGGCAAUGGCUAUGGGCGAUCCCUCAGCAUCUUCUUGGCUGCCGAGGGAUGCAACGUCGCUGUGGUGGACAUUGACGGCGAAGCUGCAGAGGCUACAGCUGCCAAAUUGCGAUCCAUGGACGUGAAAUCUGUGGCCUAUAAGGUGGACGUAAGUGACAGUGGUCAGGUGGAGAAGUUACACGAAGUGGUGGUCAAUGAUCUGGGUGUUGUGGAUAUUUUAAUCAAUAAUGCAGCAAUUCUCCCUCUCAUGUCGUUUCGCGAAGGCACACCAAGUGAUGUUGAGAAAAUCAUCAAAGUUAAUCUAUUGGGACACUUUUGGACAACCAGAGAAUUCCUCAAGGAUAUGAUUAAACAGAAACGCGGACACAUUGUUGGUAUUUGCUCGGGAUUUGGCCUCUAUCCUGGCGGAAGAUCUGUGGCAUAUUCUGCAUCAAAGUACGGCGUGCGAGGGUUCAUGUCAAGUCUGUCUGAAGAGCUACUUUACAAUGGCCAGAAAGACUUCAUCAAGACCACUACAAUCUUUCCUGUUCUAAUGUCAACUCGUAAGGAAGUUUUUGAUCUGUAUGAGAAAUUGAAGAUAAGCGACAAAUUGGCAUGCUUAACACCCAACUAUGCUGCCCAAAUGACAGUGAAGGCAAUUAAAAGUGGCGCUGAAUUAAUGAGUCUGCCCAAGGGAUUUGUGACAUUAAUGACACUCGCUUCACUCCUUCCAACAUCAAUCAGAGAGAGGAUCGUGUUUGGAUUUAUGGAGGGAAAAGUUCCACAAAUUCACCCACACAAUUUUUGAACAGCCUUAACUUGAUUUCGAGAAUAAUAACCUGUUGGGGUGCUAUUUUAAUUAAUUAGAGGUUUUUUUGAACAGUCUUUAUAUACAUUUUAGUACUAAAAAAAUGUGAUAGGAUUCUCUAUGCAAUGUACAAAUAUAUGCAUUGUGCUCAAAAAGCUAAAGGUGAUAAAAGUGACUAAAGAGUCAAUUACUAUGCACAUUUCACAGAAGAAUAAUUCCUGCUAUUAUUUCUUGAGCAACAAUGUAUUUUGAUUAUAAGGUAAUCAUGAAUGGCAAUAAAAUAUUUAAUUUGUGUUAUUAUAUAACGGAAAGCGAUAGUCAGUGAUGAAGAAGAGGUUGAUAUUGCUGAUUAGAAAAUAAAAUUUUAUGACAAUCAA